Molecule: messenger RNA, 3621 nt
Organism: Meloidogyne enterolobii
Lineage: Eukaryota; Metazoa; Nematoda; Chromadorea; Rhabditida; Meloidogynidae
Source: the annotation of a GenBank genome assembly
AUGAAACGUCGUCAUUCAAGUAAUUCUCUACCAAAUCAAUCAGAAUUUGUUAAUAAUAAUAAUAUUUUAUUUAAUAAUCAACAAAUAACUGCAAAUAAUUUAGUACCUAAUUUUGUAUUUCCUCAAAAUUUGUUUUCUUCUCAAUUCUUGCCGCAACAAUUAAAUUCUGUUUUUAAUGGAUUUCAGAGUCCUAAAAAACCAUUUAAUGCCGAAAAUCCAUUAGAAGAAAGGAAAGCUCAAGAAGAAGCACUACAAAAACUUGGAAGUCUUUUAUUUGGAUGUAACAAUAAUUCUGAUUCUAAUACAAAUUUAAAUGAGGACGAGAGUGAGCAAAAUAUAAACAAUAAUGGAAAUAAUCUUUUGGAAUUAUUUACUUUAUUAUUAACCCAACAACAACAAUCCACAACAACAACAACAAUAAAUGAAAGUAGCAAUUCAGAAGAAACUUUAAAUAAUUUAAUUGGACAAUUAUUUAAUCAAACAGAAAAUAAUAAAAAUUUGAAAACAACAAAGAAUAAUAAUAAUAAUUUGGAAGAAAAUAAUUUAAAUUUAAUUGAAAACCAAAAUUGGCAAACAUCAGAAUCUUUAAGUGAAAAAAGUGAAGAAGGACCCCAAACUUCUAAAGAAACAAUAAAUGGAAAUAUUAAUCUAAUCAAAAAAUCUUCAAAUAAAUUUGCUAACAAUAAUAACAAUCAACAUCCAGCAAGCAGUGAAGCACCUUUAGAUUUAAGUAAUUCAAAUAAUUUAAUUUUACGUCCUCGACCUCGUUCAAAUUGUUCUUUUCAUUCUUCUGCCUCUUCAUUAUCUAAUACACCAGCAACAGCCCCUCCCUCAAAUAUAUUUAAUAAUUCAACAACAGAACAAUCAACAAAGUUUAAUUCUUCUCAAAAUUUGUCUGAUUCUCCUUCUUCAAUGUUUUUGUCGUUACAAGCACAAAAUCAACAAAAUUUAUUACCAUCAUUUCCCCCUCACCACCAUAUCAUUGAAGGCAUUCCCCCACAUACUACAACAACAACAAAUACUUUCCUCCAUCCAGCAGCUGCAUGGUUAUUUGGUCUUCCCCCACCACCACAAUUAAAUAGUUCUUUACCUCCUCAUUGUUCUCCUUCAUCUCCAAAAAGUCCUUCCCAAUUAAUUAAUAAUGUUUGUUCAGCAACAUCGUUGCAGCAAAAUUUACUUUCAUCAAUGUGCCAUCCACAAUCCUCACAAUCAUUGGCCGAUGAAGAUGAUGAUUGGGAACAAAUGAUGGAAAUUAGCUGUACAGAUGAAGCAGAAAAGAUACGUGAAUUGGCUGGGGACAAUGCCCAACCACCUACAGAUCCUAAUCAAUGCAUUAUUUGCCGUCGAGUACUUUCAUGUAAAUCUGCAUUGCAAAUGCAUUAUAGAACACAUACCGGUGAACGUCCCUUUAAAUGUCGAAUAUGUCAGCGUGCUUUCACAACUAAAGGCAACUUAAAGACACACAUGGGAGUACACAAAUCCAAAGCUCCUCUUCGACAACAUAUUUUUGCUUUGGGAAGUAAUUCUGACAGUCCAGAAAGAUGUCAUUCUUCUAAUGAAAAUUUAAUUAAUCCAGAUUUAUUUUCUGGACAACAACAACGUUUUUCGAUGGAAGAGGGUAGCCAGCCAUUAAAUAAUUUAAAUAGAAGUUUUCCUUUCCUGCCUUCAAUUCUUUUCUCAUCAUCAUCAUCAGCCAGUACUGGCAGAAACAAUUUAGUUUAUGGUUCUUCUCUCCCUCCACAUUCUAAUAUAAGCUCUCUUCCUCACUCUUUCCCUCCACACUUUCCUCCAACAACAUUUAUGUCUAAUUUUUCACAAAUCAACGGAAUACCUCCACCCUUUCCACUAUCAAUGGCAGCUGAUUCUUCACAGGCAGCACUUGCAGCACAAUUACAAUUAUUUUUAUCUUCAAAUCAUCCUCAAUUAAAUGAAAAUAAUUCUUCUGUUGAUCAUGGAUUAGCAUUAAGUAAUUUAUUUCUUCCUCCAAAAGAUGGACAAAAAAUGGAAGUCGAAAAUGGAAGAAUAAAAAAUGAAGAAAAAAAUAAAAUGGUAGGAGAGGAGGAGGAAGAGAAGAAUGAAGAAAUGACAUCUUCCUUUAACGUUUCUUCUCCAAAUAGAAAAAUAAGUGAUGAAAAUAGUAAUAAUAAUGAAGAUAACAACAAUAAUAAUACUUUUGGAUUACCGGCAUUUUUUAUUCAAAAAUUGGCAGCUGCUGCUAAAUUUAAAAUUGAAGAACAAUUUUUGUCUUCUUCCGCUAAUGUGAAAAGUUAUUUUAAAGAAGAUGGUGAUCAAGAGGAAGAAGAAGAUGGAAAGACAAAAAAGAAGAAGAAACGGAUAAAUAACGAUGAAAUCGAAGAAUUGGAGAUGAAAAAGUUUUCUAAAAAGGAGGAAGGAGAAGAGAAAAGGAAGGAUGGUGAAGAGGUUGAGGAAGAUAAAGGAAGAAUUGAGUCAUCAACUAGUCCUUCAAUGCUUGAAUCAGUUCCACAAACAUCCUUCUCUUCUUCUUCUUCGAUUAAAAUAAAAGAAGAAAUUAAAAAGGAGAAAGAGGAAAAUCCUUUAGAAAAUCUUCAACGAAUUUUUUCUGCUGCUGAUUCACCUCCACCACAACCCACCUCUUCUUCUGCUAUGCCCCCUUCUGCAGCCUGUUUUCUUUUGGCCCCAAUACAAAAACCUCCAAAUGCCAAACAUCAUUGUCGUUGGUGUAUGAAAGGAUUUAGUAGUUCAUCUGCAUUGCAGAUACAUACUCGAACACACACAGGCAAAUCUCUUUUAAUUAUAAACAAUCCAAAAAAUAUAUAUUUUUUAGGUGAUCGUCCAUAUAAAUGCGAAAUUUGUGAAAGGGCAUUUACUACACGUGGAAAUUUAAAAGUACAUAAAGGAACGCAUUCACUUCCACAAAAUCCUUCUCGUCGUGGCCGUCGAAUUUUUGAUAUGGAAGACACAAUUUUGGGAACAAUAAGGCAACAACAACCUCAUUUAUUCCCCCAAUCUCCUCCAUUACCUUCAAAUUUUGAUGAACAACAACAAAGACAACAACAACAAGCUGCCGCAGCAAUAGCUAAUUUAUUAGCAAAUGUUAUUGGAAAUAAUAAUUCUUUUGGAAUGUUGAAUGAAACAGCUACUAAUUCUAAUACUUCAAUUCCUGCUUUGCUUAACUCUUCUGCUAAUGUUUCGGUUUCAGAAACACCUUCAGCUUCAAAUCAAUUAUUAUCAACAACAACUUCCCCUCUAUUGUCAACUACAAAUGCUUCAAAUUUUGCUGCAGCAGCUGCCGCACAAUUAGCAGCACUUGGAAGUAAUGACGGCCAACAAUUGUUAAUGGGGUUAUUAUUUCAACAUUUACAAAAUGUUGAAAUGUCAGAAAGAAUUGAAGGUGAAAGAGAAGAAGGGGAGGAAGAAGAAGAAAAUGGAAGGGAAGAAAAUGAGAGGGAAGAGAUAAAAGAAAGAGGAGAAGAAGAAGAUUCUGUUAAUAAAACAACAGAGCCUCCUUCUGUAAUAAAAGAAAAUAAAUUAAAUAAUAAUGAACGGAUAGAGGAAUAUUUGAAAGAAAAUAUUAAAAAGAAAAAUCAUUCUAGUGAAAAUAAUAUUAUUGUUCCCGUGCAUAAUACAGCAAUUUUGUAG